Molecule: messenger RNA, 1050 nt
Organism: Phytophthora sojae
Lineage: Eukaryota; Oomycota; Peronosporomycetes; Peronosporales; Peronosporaceae
Exons: 1
Coding region: 124-1050 (308 amino acids)
Biological process (GO): regulation of GTPase activity
Source: RefSeq, a predicted model, not a curated record
GCAAGCCAAAGCAAGCAGGCGCCUCAACAGCAGCACCAACUCACCUCAAACAAACUUAGCCGCCAGCGCGUUCCCGCCUGGCGUUUCGCGAUCACCAUUACAGCACAGGACGACCGCCGCACCAUGGGCAAGUGGACCCUGCAGCGCAGGCGGUCGCAGAGCGAGCUGCCGCGCCUGCACGAGCUGGAGCGCGCCGUGCAGGCCGAGAUCACGGACGUGCGCGGCCGCGAGGAGCUGUUCCUGCGCUCGACGUCGGAGCUCACGGCGCUCAUGAAGAAGCUCGGCCGCUCGCAGGGACGCGCCUACUUCCGCUACGUGCUGCGCGACGUGUUCGGCGAGAAGUCCCGACUGUACGAGGCGCGCGGGCCGCCCGCGCCCAAGCAGGUGUGCGCGUACGCCAAGAGCGUCAUCCAGCGGCUGGCCAAGGCCAUCCACUUCGCGCCGCUCGUGCUGCGCGCCGGCUGCCACUACAUGCUCACGGAGUUCCGCAAGGCCUUCCCGGAGUGCAAGCACGACGCGCGCAUCGUCGUAGGCAGCCUGCUCUUCCUGCGGAUACUAUGUCCGGCGCUCAUCAAGCCCGAGAUGUUCGACUUCCCGGCACACACAGCGCAGUCGCUGCCCAUGGGCGUGCAGAUCGCCAAGAUCCUGCAGCACACGCUCAGCGGCACGCCCGUCGGGGACAGCGACCCCGCCUUCAACGACAGCAACAGCUUCAUUUAUGCCUUCCAGCCGUACGUGGCCAACUUCCUCGUGCGCUUCCCCCAGAUCCGGUCUGCGUUCGGAAAUGAAGAACCGCAGCAGCUACAAGUACCCGCCGCGCCGGCCUCCUGGGACUGCAGCAACGUGGCUCCGAUCACGCCCACCACCCCCACAGGAGCCGGCAGCUGGCAGCCGUCACCCCGCGCCGAGUCCUGGGACGCCCACCGCCCCGUGGGCAAGAUGCGCGGGUUCUCCAUGAGCUCCAACGACGCCAUCAAGAACAAGAAGAAGUUCUCGCUGCGCUUCUGGUCGCGGGGGCCCGACAGCAUCAGCCAGCGGCCCUCGCCCUAG